Messenger RNA from Ananas comosus (pineapple), 2044 nucleotides. RefSeq names its product protein NRT1/ PTR FAMILY 4.6-like. Gene Ontology annotation, biological process: transmembrane transport. The coding region runs from base 91 to 1854 and encodes 587 amino acids. The record is from RefSeq and is a predicted model, not a curated record. The transcript is spliced from 5 exons. Lineage: Eukaryota; Viridiplantae; Streptophyta; Magnoliopsida; Poales; Bromeliaceae. Gene Ontology annotation, molecular function: transmembrane transporter activity. Gene Ontology annotation, cellular component: membrane.
AUAGACUCUUUUUUCAGGUCUGAAAUUCCAUCAACCUCCUCCUCUCUCUUGUCAAGAGUCUAAGCCAAGUUGCAAUAGAGAAUAAAGGAAAUGGAGAAUGGGCAAGAGCAGGAGAGAUGGGUGGGUUAUGUGGAUUGGAGGAAUAGACCAGCUUUCAGAGGCAAACAUGGAGGAAUGUUUGCAGCCUCUUUUGUUCUGGUUGUGGAGGUAAUGGAGAAUUUAGCAUUUCUAGCAAAUGCCAGCAACUUAGUCACCUAUCUGAUGGGCUUCAUGCACUUCUCGCCGUCGCACUCCGCCACCACCGUCACCAACUUCAUGGGCACCGCCUUCCUCCUCGCCCUUCUCGGCGGUUUCUUAUCCGACGCCUUCUUCACCACCUAUGUCGUAUAUCUCGUUAGUGCUCUCAUCGAGUUUCUGGGACUAGUAAUCCUGACGAUCCAAGCGAAAUCCCCGUCGCUGAAGCCCCCAGCAUGCGAGCCCUCGUCCCCGUCGCGAGCGGCGGGGCCGUGCGAGGCCGUGUCCGGGGCCGAGGCGGCGAUGCUGUUCGGGGGGCUCUACCUCACGGCGCUGGGCGUGGGCGGGAUCAAGGGCUCGCUCCCGGCGCACGGGGCGGAGCAGUUCGACGAGGGCUCGCCGCGGGGCCGCGCCGCGCGGUCCACCUUCUUCAACUACUUCGUCUUCUGCCUCUCCUGCGGGGGGCUCGCCGCGGUCACCUUCGUCGUCUGGGUCGAGGACAACAAGGGCUGGGAGUGGGGGUUCGGGAUCUCCACCAUCGCCAUCUUGCUAUCCAUCCCCGUGUUCCUCGCCGGCUCGAGGCUUUACAGGAACAAGCUCCCCACGGGGAGCCCCCUCACUCUCAUCGCCAAGGUCCUAGUCGCCGCCGCGCUCAACUGUCGAACCACACAACCUCCGAGCAACGCCAUUGUCGACCGGCCGUUGAGCCCCGAGAACAGAACCGAAACAAAUGACCACAAGCAAGAAGAGCGGGAAAAUGGAGAUCAUAAGAACACAACCAUAUCAUACGCCCCAUCCGAAGAGCUCAAGUUCCUGAACCGAGCCGCGCAAAACCUCCCCCGUCACUUGCCGCUCGCGUGCACCGCAGAAGAAGUAGAAGAGGUGAAGGUAGUGUUAAAGAUCCUCCCCAUAUUCCUCUCCACCAUCAUGCUCAAUUGUUGCUUGGCCCAACUCUCCACGUUCUCCGUCGAACAAGCCGCGACCAUGGACACGCGCGUCGGCCGCCUCACCGUCCCGCCCGCGUCCCUCCCGAUAUUCCCCGUCACCUUCAUCAUGAUCCUCGCCCCGGUCUACGAUCACAUUGUCCUCCCCUUCGCGCGGCGGGUGACGAAAACCGAGGUGGGGAUAACCCACCUCCAGCGUAUCGGCACCGGGCUGGUCCUCUCCAUUGUCUCCAUGGCCAUUGCGGCCUUAGUCGAAGUCAAGCGGAAGAACGUGGCUCAAAAUGCAGGGCUCGUCGACUCGUUAGAGCCGUUGCCGAUUUCAUUCUUCUGGAUUGCUUUGCAGUAUCUGUUUCUGGGAUCAGCGGAUUUGUUCACAUUGGCGGGGUUGUUGGAGUUUUUCUUCAGCGAGGCGCCUGCAAGGAUGAGAUCGCUUGCGACCGCACUUUCAUGGGCGUCGCUUGCGAUGGGGUAUUAUCUCAGCUCGGUGCUCGUCUCGAUCGUGAACAGCGCGACUGGGCGCGGGUCACAUUGGCCGUGGUUGAAGGGUAGUAACUUGAAUCACUAUAGGUUGGAGCGGUUCUACUGGUUGAUGUGUGUGUUGAGCUCCUUGAACUAUUUGUUCUACUUGUUCUGGGCGCUGAGGUACAAGUAUAGGAGAGGUGGGGUUAGAGGAUGAUAAUAUAGUCUUAGAUUUGUUAAUGCGGAUGUGAUCGAUCGCUGAUUAGAGAAGGUGGUUGAUUAGUGAUUAUGAUUAGUGUUGCCGCUUUUUUAUUGUUGUUUGCAUAUAUAUAGUUAGCGAACUCCCAAAAAGAAGAGAUGUUGAUUUAGAAGAGAAAGUGAGUAUAAAAUCAUAAACGAUUUGGACU